CUCUCUCUACCAAUAUAAAUACUUGCCACCCUGAUCUCCUUGCUCUUACUAGAAAAUUUCUACGAAAACAUAAAUUAAGAUGGCACUUCGAUGGUUUCUCGGGAUAGUUACGACUCAGAUUGUAGCCCAGCCGACCGGCGACGGUAGUUCGGAAGAAGCUCAAAAGAAGAAGAAGAUCGCCGGAGAGCUCAAAGCGACGGCCGGCGUUCACUGCGGGUAUGAAGAGGGUUUUAGGAUGCCGCUGCGUUAUCCUCGGUACAAGAAGGAGGAUUAUGAGAGGAUGGAGGAGUGGAGGGUGGACAAUCUGCUAAUGCAGUACGGAUUGGCUUGUGAGGGGUCAGUUGAAGAGAAGAGGGCUUUCGCUAUGGGCACUUUCUUGUGGCCUGACCAGUUUUAAGGGAGAUUUUUCUUAGUCUUUAAUUAUUAGCCAUAAAUGUUUUGUUGAAGAUGAUGAAGUUUCUGAUUCAAAUGUGAUGGGGUCAACGGGUCCAAAUGGAGAAAAAAAAGAAGAAAUCGAUGAUGGAAAUCCUCAGAUCUACUGAUUCCCUAGCUGAUCCUCCUCUUCCUCAGGCCAAUUCUCAGAUUGGUGUUAGAUCUCGAAAUCUCUGUAAGUCUCAAAGUUCUUCUAAUGGUGCUGGUAGUUGUUCUAGGGUCUCUUGGGCUGAUGAGGUGGAAUCUCCUAGAUCUCCUAUGUCUCAUCUCUUUUCUAUUGAUUCCAUGAAGAAAACUAGCUCUGAUUCUUCGAUUUUAAUUUCUGAUAAAAAUACUGUUCCAUUGAAACCUGUGGAGUUUACUGUGGAAGAGGUUUGUACUGAACUUAAAGAUAAUUCCUCCCCUUCAGUUC
Asparagus officinalis (garden asparagus) is the source of this 844-nucleotide messenger RNA. RefSeq lists its product as uncharacterized. The record is from RefSeq and is a predicted model, not a curated record. Bases 80 to 397 code for a protein of 105 amino acids. Lineage: Eukaryota; Viridiplantae; Streptophyta; Magnoliopsida; Asparagales; Asparagaceae. The transcript has 2 exons.